AUGAAAACUCCUCUGCUUUCAUGGCUUUUCUUAAUCCGCAUUUGCUGUGUUUCACUCAGCUUCCAUACGUUUGUGGUCUCUAGACAAUGUCCCGGCGAUCAGCAAUCUUUGUUGCUACAAUUGAAGAACAGCCUCACAUUUGACCCUGCAACAUCUCAAAAACUUGUGAACUGGAACAAUGGCUCGGAUUACUGCUCUUGGGAAGGAGUGUGUUGCAAAGAGGGUUGUGUUUCGAAUCUGGACUUGAGCAGCGAGGCGAUUACUGGUGGACUUGAUCAUUCCAGUUCUCUUUUUGGUCUGAAGUCAAUUGAGAACCUAAACUUGGCUUACAACUUCUUCAACUACACUCAGCUUCCUUCCGAGCUCAAGCAGCUAACAGGUUUGAGUAAUCUGAACUUGUCGAAUGCUGGCUUUGCAGGGCAGGUUCCAAUUGAGAUUUCACACCUUACGAGGUUGGUAACUCUUGAUUUGUCUACCUUUUAUUUCUCGGGAGCUCUGUUGCUGAAACUUGAGAUGCUGAAUUUGAAUGUGCUGCUUGGGAAUUUUUCUGAGCUUGUUGAACACUAUCUUGAUAGUGUGAAUAUUUCAGCACAGAGAACUGAGUGGUGCCAAGCUAUAUCAUCUUCACUGCCAAAAUUGAGGGUGCUGAGCUUGUCCAGUUGUAAUCUUUCAGGCCCUAUUGAUGGUUCAUUACUGAAGCUUCACUCCCUCUCGGGUUCCUUACCAGAAUUUCCAAAGAAUGCAUCUCUCCGGUCCUUGGUUCUAAGCGGGGCUAACUUUUCAGGCCAGCUGCUUCCGAACUCUCUUGGAAACCUCAAAAUGUUGUCCAACAUAGAUAUUUCGGGUUCCAAUUUCACUGGAUCAAUCCCAAGGUCAGCAGGACACCUUCAUCAAUUGGUUUAUUUUGACUUGUCACGGAACAAGUUCAAUGGCUCUGUUCCAUCCUCCAGUAUGGCCAAGAAUCUGACCCUUAUAAACCUUUCUCACAAUCAGCUAACGGGUCAGAUUAAUUCCACUCACUGGGAAAACCUUACUAAUCUGAUGUAUCUCAACUUGAGAUCCAAUCAAUUAGAUGGGUUUAUUUCACCAUCUCUGCUUUCUCUUCCCGUCCUGCAACAAUUACAGCUUUCCAACAAUCACUUCUCUGGUCAGUUGCCUGAAUUUUCAAAUGUCUCUUCGUACUUACUGGGUACCCUCGAUUUGAGUUACAACAAAUUGGAAUGGUCAAUUCCGAUGUCUAUCAUGAAAUUCCAAGGGCUUAAGAUUCUUUUACUUUCAUCAAACAACUUCACCGGCUCUUUCCUUCUGAAUGAUAUUCAGCAGCUAAGCAAUGUUUCAAAUCUUGAUCUUUCUUUCAAUAGCUUGUCUAUUAAUUACAAUGACAUCAAUUCCUCUCCUUGUUCAUCUCCAAAAAUUACCACCUUGAAGUUAGCUUCUUGCAAUUUGAGAAGAAUCCCAGGUUUCUUGCGAAAUCAAUCGACAUUAGGCACUUUGGACCUAUCACAAAACCAGAUUCAUGGUGAGAUACCCAACUGGAUUUGGAAGUUGAGUAGUCUUAGUCAACUAAAUCUUUCUUGCAACUCUUUGUUAACACUAGAAGGUCCUGUCCUCAAUCUUACUUCUAUUUUCUCAGUGCUUGACCUUCAUUCCAACCAGCUUCGGGGACAAAUUUCAGUUCUUUCACCAUUUGUCUAUUAUCUGGAUUACUCAAGAAAUAAUUUCAGCAUUCCGGCUGACAUUGGUAAUUUCCUUAUUGUUAGAGUUGCUGCACAAUAA
Malus domestica (apple) is the source of this 1776-nucleotide messenger RNA. The record is from RefSeq and is a predicted model, not a curated record. NCBI's taxonomy places the organism in Eukaryota, Viridiplantae, Streptophyta, Magnoliopsida, Rosales, Rosaceae.